Molecule: messenger RNA, 1968 nt
Organism: Enterobius vermicularis (human pinworm)
Lineage: Eukaryota; Metazoa; Nematoda; Chromadorea; Rhabditida; Oxyuridae
Source: the annotation of a GenBank genome assembly
AUGAACCCUUGGUUGACAACUUGUAUUGUUGCCAUUUUGGCAAUUUCUGUAUUUGCCGAUGGAGAUAAAAAGGAAGUUAAAUAUGGAACUAUCAUAGGGAUCGACUUAGGCACGACGUAUAGUUGUGUCGGUGUUUAUAAGAAUGGACGAGUUGAAAUAAUUGCCAACGAUCAAGGCAACCGUAUUACUCCAUCAUAUGUUGCAUUCACUAGUGAUUCUGGAGAACGUUUAAUUGGUGAUGCAGCCAAAAAUCAGCUUACUAUUAAUCCAGAAAACACCGUUUUUGAUGCGAAACGUUUGAUUGGCAGAGAAUACAAUGAUAAGACAGUACAGGACGAUAUGAAAGUUUGGCCGUUCAAGUUGAUUAACAAAAGCAAUAAACCAAUGGUACAAAUGAAAGUUGCGAAAGACACGAAAACAUUUGCUCCUGAAGAAAUUUCUGCUAUGGUUUUGGGAAAAAUGAAGGAGAUUGCGGAGUCGUAUCUUGGUAAAGAGAUCAAACAUGCGGUCGUCACUGUACCAGCUUACUUCAAUGAUGCACAGAGGCAAGCGACAAAAGAUGCUGGCACUAUUGCUGGUCUUAAUGUAGUGCGUAUUAUCAAUGAACCAACAGCGGCAGCUAUUGCUUAUGGCCUGGAUAAGAAGGAAGGGGAACGGAAUAUUCUUGUAUUUGACCUCGGUGGUGGUACUUUUGAUGUUUCAAUGCUCACAAUUGAUAAUGGAGUUUUCGAAGUACUGGCAACCAAUGGUGACACUCAUCUUGGCGGUGAAGAUUUUGACCAAAGAGUAAUAGAGUAUUUCAUCAAAUUAUAUAAGAAGAAGACCGGAAAAGACAUCCGCAAAGAUACUCGCGCGGUGCAAAAGUUACGUCGGGAAGUUGAGAAAGCUAAGCGAGCACUUUCUACACAACAUCAAGUACGUGUAGAAGUUGAGUCACUUUACGACGGUGAAGACUUCUCAGAAACGCUCACGCGUGCGAAGUUUGAGGAACUAAACAUGGAUCUCUUCCGUGCUACAUUGAAGCCAGUCCAGAAGGUCCUAGAGGACUCAGAUCUCAAAAAAGAGGACGUUCACGAGAUUGUUUUGGUUGGUGGUUCAACGCGUAUUCCUAAAGUUCAGCAGCUUAUCAAAGAGUUCUUUAACGGAAAGGAGCCUUCUCGUGGCAUUAAUCCUGAUGAAGCUGUUGCAUAUGGUGCUGCCGUACAGGCUGGUGUGAUUUCUGGAGAAGAAAAAGCAAAUGAUAUCGUGCUUCUUGACGUAAAUCCGUUGACGCUUGGCAUUGAAACAGUUGGUGGAGUAAUGACCAAACUGAUUAACCGUAAUACCGUUAUUCCGACGAAGAAGAGCCAAAUAUUCUCAACUGCAGCAGAUAACCAGCCCACUGUGACGAUUCAGGUCUACGAAGGUGAACGUCCGAUGACAAAAGACAACCACAUCUUGGGUAAAUUUGACCUCACGGGUAUUCCUCCAGCACCAAGAGGUGUUCCUCAAAUUGAGGUGACAUUUGAAAUAGACGUCAAUGGUAUUCUUCACGUUACUGCUGAGGAUAAGGGUACCGGUAAUAAAAAUAAGAUCACAAUUACAAAUGAUCAGAAUCGUCUGUCACCUGACGAUAUUGAGAGGAUGAUUAAUGAUGCUGAAAAAUUCGCUGACGAGGAUAAAAAGGUGAAAGAGCAGGUUGAGGCUCGGAAUGAUCUGGAAAGUUAUGCAUAUUCGUUGAAGAACCAGAUUGGAGAUAAGGAGAAGCUUGGUGGGAAGUUAGAUGAUGCUGAUAAGAAGACUAUUGAAGAGGCCGUUGAUCAAGCGAUAUCUUGGCUGGAUAGUCACAAGGACGCUUCGGCAGAAGACUUGCAACAACAGAAGAAGGACUUAGAAGGGAAAGUGCAACCUAUUGUAUCUAAGUUAUAUAAGGAUGCCGGUGGGGCUCCUCCAGAACAGCACGAUCACGAUGAUAAGGACGAACUUUAA